This is a messenger RNA of Prunus armeniaca (apricot), 210 nucleotides long. Lineage: Eukaryota; Viridiplantae; Streptophyta; Magnoliopsida; Rosales; Rosaceae. The record is from the annotation of a GenBank genome assembly.
AUGUUACAUUGUCCAGGUAAACAGGCGUGGCCGGAGGUGGUGGGGCAUAGUGGGGAAGAUGCAGCGGCAAAGAUAGAGCGAGAGAAUCAUAAUGUUCGACCAAUCGUCAUACUGGAAGGCUCUCCAGCCACCAAGGACUUGAGAUGUGACAGGGUCCGGGUCUGGAUCAAUCGAAACGGCGUCGUCAUUACGCCUCCUCAUGUUGGCUAG